Oncorhynchus gorbuscha (pink salmon) is the source of this 897-nucleotide messenger RNA. Its product is annotated as putative nuclease HARBI1. Lineage: Eukaryota; Metazoa; Chordata; Actinopteri; Salmoniformes; Salmonidae. Bases 139 to 897 code for a protein of 252 amino acids. The record is from RefSeq and is a predicted model, not a curated record. The transcript has 6 exons.
AAAAAACCUUGAGAGGGAGCUCCAAGAAGAUGACACAGCUCAAAAUAAAAAUGAGCAAUCAGUACAACCAAGUCAUCGUUAUAAGGCAUCGCCCUCUUUUGCCCACCCCCCCAGCACCAGGUGUGGCCACUAGCCUAUAUGAAGGCCCAAAAUUGUGUGUUCCUUUCUGCUCUGACAAUGGCAUGCCCAUUCGUGCGAGAUGUGGUGGAUGAAGAAGCACUUGUGCUGAGGAGAGCCUUCAGGCGAGAAAGGGUCUUCAGGGACCGGUUGGACCCACUGGCCUUCCCUGAUGACCAUCUAUAUGAAAGAUACAGGUUUUCUGCAGAUGGCAUCAGGUAUCUAUGCAGACUACUGGGUCCCAGGAUUAAGCACCGCACUGCACGGAGCCAUGCACUGAGUGUGGAGCAAAUGGUUUGUGUGGCCUUGCGCUUUUUUGCUAGUAGAGCCUUCCUGUACUCAGUGGGGGAUGCAGAACAGCUGAACAAGGCCACAAUUUGCCGCACAAUAAGGAGUGUGUGUCUGGCUAUCAAAGCAUUAGCAGAUGUCUUCAUCUCCUUCCCUGGCCACAGAAGACUCUGUGACAUCAAAGAGGAGUUAUAUAGGAUUGCAGGUUUCCCCAAUGUCAUUGGUGCAGUGGACUGCACACACAUAAGGAUAAAAGCCCCCUCAGGUGCCCAUGAGGCCGAUUUUGUGAAUAGGAAAUCCUUUCACAGCAUUAAUGUUCAGAUGGUCUGCAAUGCUGACUGUGUGAUCAGCAAUGUUGUGGCAAAAUGGCCUGGCUCAGUCCAUGACUCCAGAAUCUUUCGGGCCUCUGAAAUCUAUCAGUGCCUAUCACAAGGUGAAUUCUCUGGUGUGUUGCUGGGAGACAGGGGUAUGGCUGCCAGCCUUUUCUCCUGA